Messenger RNA from Triticum aestivum (bread wheat), 2360 nucleotides. Its product is annotated as PHD finger protein At1g33420. The transcript is spliced from 5 exons. NCBI's taxonomy places the organism in Eukaryota, Viridiplantae, Streptophyta, Magnoliopsida, Poales, Poaceae. The record is from RefSeq and is a predicted model, not a curated record. Bases 217 to 2307 code for a protein of 696 amino acids.
ACAACCCACACCCACCCACCCAUCCGCCAUGAUCUGAAAAUUUACGAAUCUCUCUCGGCGCGAUCCGAAAAUCCCCCAAAGUCCUCGCGCUUCCAGACCCAACCGCCGGUUUGAAAAUUUUCCGAACCCGAUCGGAUCUAGCCGCCUCGCCCCCAGCCCGCCGCGAGCGCGCCGCUGCCCCACGGAUCCGCCUCCCCUCCUCGCCGGCGUCGACCGAUGGCGGUGCUCGGGCGGCCCACGAAGCGGGCGCGGCGCGGGCGGGUGCUGGCGGAGCCCUGCCUCCUCGACCUGCGGGCGUUCCCCGGCCGGAAGGAGCGGGCCGGCGCCGCGUCGUUCCGCGCCAGCGUGCGGGGGUUCCUGUCCCGGCACGCGUCGCCGGCGCCGCCGCCCGCGGAGUGGGAGCAGGGCGGCGUGCUGGGCGACGCCGGCGCGGUGUGGCAGGUAGGUUUCCGUGUAGGCGAGGAGGGCGAGGCCUCGGUCGUGGCCAUGGAUGUGGUCGAGGAGGACGUGCCCAGGGCCAGGCGCGUCCACUGUGACCACUGUACGGUUGCUGGCUGGAGCAGGCACCCAGUUUGUGGGAAGAAGUUUCACUUCAUAAUUCGGAAUGACAAAACGGCCAGCUGCAAAACCUGCCGGCGUUGUGGCCUGAUGGUUCAAUUGUUUGAGACAAGGUGCCCGGCGUGCAGUCACGGUUCUGCGUUACCCCAUGAUGGAUCUGAAGAUUGGGACUAUGCCCAGAUUGACGAUCCGCGGCAUUUGCUACAUGGCAUAGUACAUGAAAAUGGGUUUGGCCAUCUUGUACGAAUUAACGGCCAUGAAGGUGGCUCCAGCCUCUUGACAGGAUACCAACUGAUGGACUUUUGGGAUCGUCUUUGCACAUACCUAAGAGUCAGAAAGGUUUCAGUGUUGGAUGUCUCGAAGAAGUUUGAAGUUGACUACCGAGUUCUACAUGCCAUUGCCACUGGCUGUUCUUGGUACGGGCAGUGGGGAUUCAAACUUGGAAGUGGGAGCUUCGGAAUUACAUCUGAAACCUACAGCAAAGCCACUGAAAACCUCUCCUCAGUAUCACUCUCUCACUUCUUUCCGCCCUCCCGAUAUCCUCGAAACCAACUGCAGGAUACCAUUGCAUUCUAUCAAUCGCUCUCAAAGCGCCCUCUCACAACAUUCCGUAAUCUGUUCCUCUAUGUCUUGGGGCUUGCUGCUGGCAAGAGUGUGCAUACCCACCUUGUGACAAUGCACAAGAGGGAGCUAGCAUAUGAUGCCAAUUUCAAAGACGAAAACUGGGCUGAUGAGAAAAUAAAGCAAGCGAUGGAUGUUGCGCUGAAAGUUCUCCGUGCUGCAGAUAGGUGGGUGGCUAUGCGAACCCUAAAGGCAGCUACAGCUCAUCCAAUUGGUUCACCACAGCUGGUCGAUUACUGCCUCAAGACCAUUGGUGGUACAAGAACCUAUGAUGGGAUGGUUGUUGUAGUUCGAUGCAACAGUGAGACAAACACAAUAGAGUAUAGGCUCACAAAUGAAAUCUUGCCGCCAAAGAAUGCGAGCAUGCCAACUCGGGAACACCUUUUCCGUGACAUCAAGUUCCUCUAUGAUACGCUCCUCAACCCUCAUACAAUGCAACCUUAUAAGCCAGAACAUAUUCAUGAACAUGCCAACAGAUCUGCGAUGGUCCUUUUGGACUGCAAACAAUUCAUCAAGCAUUAUGACAUGGAAGAGGAUUUCUUACCUCAAAACCAAUCUGUGCUGCACAUCUGGUGCCAAGUGGAGCUAUUGGAUCAGGUUGGUGAUCCACCCAGCCUCCCAGCAGAACUUUUAACACUUCCGCAAACAGCUACUGUUGCUGAUCUGAAGAUGGAGGCUGCGAGAACAUUCCAAAGUAUCUACUUGAUGCUACAAAGCUUUGUAGCAAACCAGCUUCUUGAUUGUCCAACUGCAGAGGACACAACUCAAGUCAAGCUCUUAUUUGGAGCAAAAGGGACUGUCAGCAUCCAAGGCAAGUGUGUUGGAGGUGAGCGCAGGGUUGCAAUUUAUCGGAUGGAGAGGGGUGUAGAAAAAUGGACAGUUAAUUGUUCAUGUGGAGCGAAGGAUGAUGAUGGUGAGAGGAUGCUAUCUUGUGACUCAUGCCAUGUGUGGCAGCACACUAGGUGUGUUGGAAUUAGUGAUUUUGUUCAGGUGCCGAAGAGAUUUGUGUGUGCAUCUUGUAAAUUACUCCACAAGUCUAAGAUGUAUAGUAGUUUCCCUAACAAAAGAUGUAAGACUGGCUCUUUUAGUCAUGCCAGUAGUGGGUUGUGGAGGCCCAACAUCAGUUAACAUGUACAUAUCGACAACAAUGAGUUCCUAAUAUGACAGAUGCAAGUUUUGCA